AUGGAUAGUUCCUGUACCUUUUGGGUUGUUUUAUGUAAGAUGGGAUAUCGUAUUAUGAGUCAAUUGAAUCGAUUUAAACAUUUAUUUGGUAAAGCAUAUAAAUACUUCAAUAAAUAUCAUCUGUCAACAAUAUCCCCAAUCAAACGGAAUCUCAUCACUCUAGAGAAGAAAAAUUUCAGCAGCAGCAAUUUUUCACAUCAUCAAUUCAAAGUAACACUUCCCCAUUACAAAAAGUAUUCAACAAAUUCAAUUGGACUAAUAAUGAAGGAUUCCCAAGAUGACGUAAUUGAACUUUGUAAUCAACUCACAGAAUCAACAAAGCUAAAGAAAAACGGAAGAUGUAUAAGAACAACUCAUAUAGCCAAUAAUUCCAAUAUUCAAAUUGAUUCCUGGAAAUUUCUUGAUUGGGAUUACGGUAAGGAAAAGAUUAAAUUACCUAUCCAAGCAAGAGGAUUAUUCACCACUAAUAACAAUACGAUUGUUGUAAGAGGAUAUGAUAAAUUUUUCAAUGUGAAUGAGAAAUCCAUCACCCGAGAAGAGAAUUUGAAAACCCAGAAUAAAGGUCCUUAUGAAGUUACAUUGAAAGAAAAUGGAUGUAUUGUAUUUAUAGGAGGGUUAGAAAAUGGUGAUAUUAUUGUCUGCUCCAAGCAUUCGACUGGGAAAAGGGAGACGGAUACCUCUAAGAAUCAUGCCCUUGCUGGUGAAUCACAAUUGAAGAAACAAUUAGGGAAUGAUGAGGCGAAGAUAAAGGAAUUGGCUAAAUAUUUAUACAAGAAUAAUAUGACGGCUGUAGCGGAAUUCUGUGAUGAUGAGUUUGAAGAACAUGUUCUUGCAUAUCCUAAAGAAAGAGCUGGGUUGUAUUUACAUGGAUUAAAUUAUAAUACGAUUCAAUUUAAUACUGUUUCUAUGGAAAAAGUUUAUGAAUUUGGUGAAAAAUGGAAUUUUAAACAAAUCAAAUCGUUAAAGUUUGAUGAUGUGAAUGAAUUAUUUGAAUUUUUACAUAAAUGUAGUGAAACUGGGAAAUAUAAAGAUCAAGAAGUUGAAGGGUUUGUUAUUCGAUGUAAGGAUUCCAAUGGUCAUGAUUUCUUCUUUAAGUAUAAAUUUGAAGAACCAUAUUUAUUAUAUCGUCAAUUUAGAGAAGUUACACGAGAGUUAAUUAGUGGAGUCCCUAUUCAUUCAAUUCGAAUGAAGAAACAUAAAUAUAUCACUAAGCAAUAUCUUGAAUUUGUUGAACAAUUAUUUAAAGAACAGCCAGAAUUAAUUGAUCAAUUUAGACAUGGACAUGGGAUUAUUAAAGUCCGUGAAUUGUUUUUACAACAUUUACAAGAAAGUAAUGGAAUGAAUUUAUUAACUCUUGAAGCUAAAUUAACUGAAGAAAUGCAGAAAUUAAAUAUUGAUGAAAAUAUUAAAUAUGUAUUGGUUCCAAUUGCAACUAUUGGAUGUGGGAAAACCACGGUAUUCGAAGCUUUAACGAAUUUAUUCCCCGAUUGGAUUCAUAUUCAAAAUGAUAACAUUAGUAAGAAUUCCAAAUUAAAGAUUGUUGAUUUAACCUUGAAAGCAUUAGAUAAUAAUCCUGUUGUAUUAUUUGAUCGUAAUAAUGCAGAAUAUAGAGAAAGAACUCAAAUGUUUACCAGUAUGGCUCAGAAAAGAGAUCAAUAUAUUGAUCCAUUAGUUCAGAUUAAAUAUAUCGCAUUGAAUUUCAUUCAUGAUAUAGAUGAAGCAGAAUUAUGGGAUUUGACAUUUGGAAGAAUCAAAAAGAGAGGAGAUAAUCAUCAAUCUAUCAAAUCUAGUACUGAUGAGAAUUUGGCUAUUAAUGUAAUGAAAGGGUUUAUUAAACGAUUUAAACCAUUUGAUGCGGAAAAGAAACCUGAUUGUGAUUUUGAUCAUGUUAUUCAUUUGAAGUUGACUAGUGAAGAUUCAUCAUUUGAGAAUGUAAAGAUGAUAAUUGAUGAUCUUGAGAAGAAUUUCAAACAACUAAUCACAAGAAAACCAACCGAUGAAGAAAUUAGACAACUGUUUAAGUUGGCAUUGGAAUAUAAACCUACAUUUACGAAAGAUAUGUCAGAGACUAGGAAAAAAAAAGACCCAUCAUAUUUUGGGAUAGCGAUCGACCAUCAAAGUCUAGUCGACAGUAUUAAUGAAGUGAUAUUGGGCAAUAAGUCAUGGAUGGAAUUACAGGAAAGUAAUAGAGUACAAGAAGAAUUUCAUGUGACUUUAGGACAUGUUAUGACAAGUAAAGAAAAUGAAGAACUUCGUAAUAAAUGGAAAGAACUUGGAACGAGAUUCAAACAUGAGAAACCUCAAUUAGGGAAGAAUUUACUUGAUUUUUAUUGUGAUGUUAAGUUAGACCAAAUUGUGAUUAAUAAAGAUAAGUUAAUCUGCGUUAGGGUUGAAUUGUUAGAUGCUUAUGAUUCGGAUUUCAAGAAGUUAGACAAGAUUGAUUAUUUGAAUACAUAUUUACAUAUUACAGUUGGUACAUUCAAACCAGAGAUUAAACCAAUGAUGUCAAAUGAAACAUUAACAAAAUUAUAUAAAGAUUCUACAGAAUUGAAAUCAGACGGUCAUGUAGAUAUGUUUGAAUUUAUAACAUCAUGGUUUAAAUCAAGCCCAGUACCAACCGAAAUAAUUGAAGAAAUUAAUAAUACUAUCAAAUCUAAUAAAAUCGUUGUAUAUUCAAAAUCUUAUUGUCCAUAUUGUAAUUCAACUAAACAAUUAUUAGAAACUUUACAACAAGAAUAUAAAGUGGUAGAAUUAAAUCAAGUAGAUCAAGGUUCUACUAUUCAAAGAGCUUUACAUGAAUUAACUGGUCAAAGUACUGUUCCUAAUAUCUUUAUUAAUGGGAAACAAAUUGGUGGGAAUUCUGAUAUUCAACAAUUACAUAUUCAAGGGAAAUUAAGAGCUUUAUUAGAUUAG
Hemisphaericaspora subhashii is the source of this 2913-nucleotide messenger RNA. RefSeq names its product tRNA ligase (gene LIG1). Lineage: Eukaryota; Fungi; Ascomycota; Pichiomycetes; Serinales; Debaryomycetaceae. Bases 1 to 2913 code for a protein of 970 amino acids. The record is from RefSeq and is a predicted model, not a curated record. The transcript has 3 exons. Gene Ontology annotation, cellular component: nuclear inner membrane. Gene Ontology annotation, biological process: tRNA splicing, via endonucleolytic cleavage and ligation. Gene Ontology annotation, molecular function: RNA ligase (ATP) activity; ATP binding.